AUGUCUCGUCCCGACACAAAUCUCCUGCACUCUUUGUCCACUGAACUCUCCCAGCGGCUCAAAGAUGUCCUAAAUCAAGCCCUGCUUGGGUUUAUACGGCCAAAUUCUGUGUCUCAGUUUGCUCAACAUGCUUCCGGGUUAGAAAAAUUCCGGGAGGCUAUUGCGCAGAGAAAUUCGAACGAUGAUACAGAAUUUCUGCGCAGCUUCCGAGAAUUCGCUCCCACCACAAACUACGAUCCUUACAAGCCGUUCAUGGCCAAGUUUUUUGUCACCCCUUGCAAAUCCUCUGACGUAAAAAACCUGUUCGCCCCAGGGCUGCCCUACUGCUUAGCCGUGUCCAGCACGACAUCUGGAAAAGCACCAAAAACAUUCCCGAUAUAUCGACCUGCACUGCACCUUUUGCAUCAUCCUUUAUAUUUGUCGCUCCGCCACUCAGAGGGUAGCACCUUAUCACCAUCUUCUUUGGGUUUUGGGCAAGCCCUGAAGAUUGAUUUCGAGGACGGCCAUAGCUCCAAGGUGUUGCCAGUGUGCUCGGUAACAGUCGGGUUUCUGCGAAUGCAAAUGAACUGGCACGUCGAGCACGACAGGGACAGAAUUGAUUUAUGGGUUCCGGGAAAAAAUGGUCCAUACGCGAUUUCCUUGGUGAAGAGCUAUCGCGCUUUCUUCAUCCUCAAUACGCUAUUUGCACUUGCAAACCGUCGGGUCACAACCAUUCGGUUCCUCUUUGCCAGUGUAUUCGUCAAUUUUUUGCAAUACAUAGAGGAUGAGUGGACCCUACUCAUCGACUGCAUCGAGAAAGGAAUUAUCCCGGACACAGAAAACUUAAACUAUCUGCGAGAACCUUUAGAGAAACAUUUUACUCCAAACCCUCUUCGUGCUGCCGAACUUCGCGAAAUUGGGCCUCCUGGAAUCCGGGGUUUCAUUGGGAUCACUGGAGGUCCCGCUGCUGCAUCUGUUCCGAAGGCACGUCAAUUGUCGAAGGUCUACUACUCAACUGACGGUCAGCGACGCAAGGUUACUCAUGUCCUCGGGCCUUCUGUUGCAAUAGAGGCUCCUUGUUAUGGCAGCUCAGAGUGUUAUAUCGCCGUACCAUAUUUCAACGGCAACCCUAACACCGACUUCAAGGUGGUACCCGUAGAUGGGGUCACCGAGUAUCUGGAUGUGCAUUCCAACGAGCCUUCGGAGCGUGUAUUGUCCGCCUGGGAACUUGUGACUGGAGGCCAUUACGAGCCCGUCUUGACGACACGCAAUGGCUUGUGGAGAUACCGCAAUGGCUUGUGGAGAUACCGCAUUGGCGAUGUGGUCACCGUUAAAGGUUUUGCGCCAGAUGACGGAUUACCCGUCAUUAAUUAUCUUCAUAGGCGAGAUGGCUCACUUGGGCUGGCGUAUGGAUCAACGUGUACAGAGUCGCAAUUGACGAACGCGAUCGUAUCUGCCUCUACACGAUGGAUCGGCCAAAUCAUAGAUUUCACUGUUGUGGCCGAUGAUCGAGACACACCAGUUACUUAUGGGUACUUGGUAGAAAUUGGAGGGGGGAUAGGCAAGGACGCGAAAAUGGCCACACAACAAACUUUUGAGGAUCUCAUGACGAACGAUGAGUAUCAUAUGGCUUUUUGGCAAGGGAGAGCAAGAAAGCCAACCAUCCGGCUCGUGGAGAGAGGCACGUUCACAGAAUAUCGCAGGUAG
Messenger RNA from Suillus subaureus, 1686 nucleotides. RefSeq names its product GH3 auxin-responsive promoter. NCBI's taxonomy places the organism in Eukaryota, Fungi, Basidiomycota, Agaricomycetes, Boletales, Suillaceae. Gene Ontology annotation, molecular function: acid-amino acid ligase activity. The transcript has 7 exons. The coding region runs from base 1 to 1686 and encodes 561 amino acids. The record is from RefSeq and is a predicted model, not a curated record. Gene Ontology annotation, cellular component: cytoplasm.